AUGCAUCUUAAAAAGCUUCUAUUGCAGUUGCUUCUCCUUUUCCAAGGUGCAAUUGCGUUGACAAUCACGCAAGACACAGUUACAAGAGGUACCAUCAAUCUAGGUAUAGGCUCCAUCACAAUCAAUAGCGGAGCCUACUGGUCGAUUAUCGACAAUGCAGUCUCGGCCUUUGUGGGCGACUUGACUGUUCAAAAGAAAGCUGCUUUGUACAUUAGUUCCUCGAACCCACUCGUUGGGCUUCAAGUAACUUUGCUUGGUGUUCUCAACUCGAUACGAAAUGACGGUAUUAUCUCCUUCAACUCGUUGAAGACUCUUAUUGCUCCAAACUAUAACUUGAUCGGUGCGUCUUUCAGAAACACCGGUGAAGUGUACUUUGCUGCCGAUGGAACCAACCCACCCACUUUUGGCCUUACUGCUGCUGACUGGCAAAACUCGGGUUUGGUUGUGUUUCACCAGAACCAAGUUUCCAAAGCGCUUGUCAACUUGGGUACUCCAUUGUCGUCAAUUACAAACACGGGUUCAAUUUGUCUCCAUAGAACUAGCUAUCAACAAUUGACCUCAAUUAAAGGUUCGGGAUGGUACGUGUUAAAAAAAAAGAGCCUAUGGUGGGAGAAAAAAAAAAAUUAAAAGGGUGGCGCAGAAAAGCAGCCACCUAAGCCGAGUUAUUUUUUUUUCAAACCAUCGCUACCAUACGAGACUUUUCAAUCACGUGACAGUUGAUCUUUUUCAAACCCACCAACAAUAGUGAGGCCGCAAUUUGGUUGCAACUUUUUCCUUACUAACUAAUAACCCCUUAAUCUAGUAUCCAAGCCCAGAGCUCAACGAUUUACAUCUCCAAUGCUGUGCUUCCAAUUGACCAAUCGCAAACCUUCUAUCUUGCUGAUUCGGCUGCUUCUAUUGUGAUUCAGCCAUUGAGUCUUCCAGCCACGUACACUGUGGUUGGUUUCGGUGGAGGCAACAAGUUGGGUCUUACCCUUCCCUUGCUCUCAAUUCCAGUCAUCGGUACUCCAGCAGUGCAGUACGAUGGUAGUAGUGGUACGUUGACCUUGACUGCAUUGGGUGUUGGUUUCUUGAACUUGCUUUCCCAAAAAUUCAUCAUUGGUCCCGGUUACGACUCUUCAAAGUUUCAAGUUGUUACGGAUUCAAGUGGUAUAAUUCCAAACAAUUUGCUUGGGCUGGUUCAAUAUAAUGGUCCCGUGCCUAAUCUGAAGGUGCCUUCUGUGUGUUUAUGUAAACCUCCACCAGACUUCCCCACAUCGGCUUCGUCAGCUGUCAGUUCGUCCACAAUUGCAUCAUCAUCAUCAUCGUCGUCGUCUUCUUCUUCAGUUGCGACAUCAUCCUCAUCGUCGAGUGCCAGCAUCACAUCUGCUGCCUCUUCGUCAUCCUCAAAGGCGUCAUCUUCCGCUGCUUCCUCGUCAUCGAGCGCACCAUCCAGCUCAGCCACUUCGUCUUCAAGCUCAGCAUCUUCGAGCUCGAAAGCAUCCUCAAGUGUGUCGUCGGCCGCAUCCUCCUCCUCCACUGCUUCCAGCUCGCCGUCUACUAGCCUGGUUUCUUCCUCAACCGUUCCACCCACUUCCAGCUCAAGUUCUUCCUCGAUUGUGACAUCUUCAUCUUCAUCCUCACCAAUCAGCUCAAGCAGCAGCUCAGUCACUUCAUCCUCACAAGUGCAAUUAUCAACAGCAUCGUCAAGUGUUGCAAGCUCCACUUCUCCUACUAGCUCAAGCACCGUUAGCUCUUCCUCCUCGCAAGCAAAUUCGAGUAGCAAAUCCACUUACAAAACCGAGUACACCACUACCUGGACCACAACCGAGUCUGAUGGUUCAGUUGAGACCGACUCUGGUAUCGUCUCGGUGAGUGAUACCUCGUCGACUACCAUCACCACUUUCCCACACCCAUCCACUUACAGAACCGAGUACACCACUACCUGGACUACAACCGAGUCGGAUGGCUCAGUUGAGACCGACUCUGGUAUCGUCUCGGUGAGUGAUACCUCGUCGACUACGAUCACCACUUUCCCACACCCAUCCACUUACAGAACCGAGUAUACCACUACCUGGACUACAACCGAGUCUGAUGGCUCAGUUGAGACCGACUCUGGAAUUGUCUCGGUGAGUGAUACUUCCUCGACUACGAUCACCACUUUCCCACACCCAUCCACCUUCAGAACCGAGUACACCACUACCUGGACUACAACCGAGUCUGAUGGCUCAGUUGAGACCGACUCUGGAAUUGUCUCGGUGAGUGAUACUUCCUCGACUACGAUCACUACUUUCCCACACCCAUCCACUUACAGAACCGAGUACACCACUACCUGGACUACAACCGAGUCGGAUGGUUCAGUUGAGACCGACUCUGGUAUCGUCUCGGUGAGUGAUACCUCGUCGACUACGAUCACCACUUUCCCACACCCAUCCACCUUCAGAACCGAGUACACCACUACCUGGACUACAACCGAGUCUGAUGGCUCAGUUGAGACCGACUCUGGAAUUGUCUCGGUGAGUGAUACUUCCUCGACUACGAUCACUACUUUCCCACACCCAUCCACUUACAGAACCGAGUACACCACUACCUGGACCACAACCGAGUCGGAUGGUUCAGUUGAGACCGACUCUGGUAUCGUCUCGGUGAGUGAUACCUCGUCGACUACGAUCACCACUUUCCCACACCCAUCCACCUUCAGAACCGAGUACACCACUACCUGGACCACAACCGAGUCUGAUGGCUCAGUUGAGACCGACUCUGGUAUCGUGUCUGUUUCGGACACCUCGUCGACUACGAUCACCACUUUCCCACACCCAUCCACUUACAGAACCGAGUACACCACUACCUGGACUACAACCGAGUCGGAUGGCUCAGUUGAGACCGACUCUGGUAUCGUCUCGGUGAGUGAUACCUCGUCGACUACGAUCACCACUUUCCCACACCCAUCCACUUACAGAACCGAGUACACCACUACCUGGACUACAACCGAGUCGGAUGGCUCAGUUGAGACCGACUCUGGAAUUGUCUCGGUGAGUGAUACUUCCUCGACUACGAUCACUACUUUCCCACACCCAUCCACUUACAGAACCGAGUACACCACUACCUGGACCACAACCGAGUCGGAUGGUUCAGUUGAGACCGACUCUGGAAUUGUCUCGGUGAGUGAUACUUCCUCGACUACGAUCACCACUUUCCCACACCCAUCCACUUACAGAACCGAGUAUACCACUACCUGGACUACAACCGAGUCUGAUGGCUCAGUUGAGACCGACUCUGGAAUUGUCUCGGUGAGUGAUACUUCCUCGACUACGAUCACCACUUUCCCACACCCAUCCACCUUCAGAACCGAGUACACCACUACCUGGACUACAACCGAGUCGGAUGGUUCAGUUGAGACCGACUCUGGUAUCGUCUCGGUGAGUGAUACCUCGUCGACUACGAUCACCACUUUCCCACACCCAUCCACCUUCAGAACCGAGUACACCACUACCUGGACUACAACCGAGUCUGAUGGCUCAGUUGAGACCGACUCUGGAAUUGUCUCGGUGAGUGAUACUUCCUCGACUACGAUCACUACUUUCCCACACCCAUCCACUUACAGAACCGAGUACACCACUACCUGGACCACAACCGAGUCGGAUGGUUCAGUUGAGACCGACUCUGGUAUCGUCUCGGUGAGUGAUACCUCGUCGACUACGAUCACCACUUUCCCACACCCAUCCACCUUCAGAACCGAGUACACCACUACCUGGACCACAACCGAGUCUGAUGGCUCAGUUGAGACCGACUCUGGUAUCGUGUCUGUUUCGGACACCUCGUCGACUACGAUCACCACUUUCCCACACCCAUCCACUUACAGAACCGAGUACACCACUACCUGGACUACAACCGAGUCGGAUGGCUCAGUUGAGACCGACUCUGGUAUCGUCUCGGUGAGUGAUACCUCGUCGACUACGAUCACCACUUUCCCACACCCAUCCACUUACAGAACCGAGUACACCACUACCUGGACUACAACCGAGUCGGAUGGCUCAGUUGAGACCGACUCUGGAAUUGUCUCGGUGAGUGAUACUUCCUCGACUACGAUCACUACUUUCCCACACCCAUCCACUUACAGAACCGAGUACACCACUACCUGGACCACAACCGAGUCGGAUGGUUCAGUUGAGACCGACUCUGGUAUCGUCUCGGUGAGUGAUACCUCGUCGACUACCAUCACCACUUUCCCACACCCAUCCACUUACAGAACCGAGUAUACCACUACCUGGACCACAACCGAGUCGGAUGGUUCAGUUGAGACCGACUCUGGUAUCGUCUCGGUGAGUGAUACCUCGUCGACUACGAUCACUACUUUCCCACACCCAUCCACUUACAGAACCGAGUACACCACUACCUGGACUACAACCGAGUCUGAUGGCUCAGUUGAGACCGACUCUGGAAUUGUCUCGGUGAGUGAUACCUCGUCGACUACGAUCACCACUUUCCCACACCCAUCCACUUACAGAACCGAGUACACCACUACCUGGACUACAACCGAGUCGGAUGGCUCAGUUGAGACCGACUCUGGUAUCGUCUCGGUGAGUGAUACCUCGUCGACUACGAUCACCACUUUCCCACACCCAUCCACUUACAGAACCGAGUAUACCACUACCUGGACUACAACCGAGUCUGAUGGCUCAGUUGAGACCGACUCUGGAAUUGUCUCGGUGAGUGAUACUUCCUCGACUACGAUCACCACUUUCCCACACCCAUCCACCUUCAGAACCGAGUACACCACUACCUGGACUACAACCGAGUCGGAUGGUUCAGUUGAGACCGACUCUGGUAUCGUCUCGGUGAGUGAUACCUCGUCGACUACGAUCACCACUUUCCCACACCCAUCCACCUUCAGAACCGAGUACACCACUACCUGGACUACAACCGAGUCUGAUGGCUCAGUUGAGACCGACUCUGGAAUUGUCUCGGUGAGUGAUACUUCCUCGACUACGAUCACUACUUUCCCACACCCAUCCACUUACAGAACCGAGUACACCACUACCUGGACCACAACCGAGUCGGAUGGUUCAGUUGAGACCGACUCUGGUAUCGUCUCGGUGAGUGAUACCUCGUCGACUACGAUCACCACUUUCCCACACCCAUCCACCUUCAGAACCGAGUACACCACUACCUGGACCACAACCGAGUCUGAUGGCUCAGUUGAGACCGACUCUGGUAUCGUGUCUGUUUCGGACACCUCGUCGACUACGAUCACCACUUUCCCACACCCAUCCACUUACAGAACCGAGUACACCACUACCUGGACUACAACCGAGUCGGAUGGCUCAGUUGAGACCGACUCUGGUAUCGUCUCGGUGAGUGAUACCUCGUCGACUACGAUCACCACUUUCCCACACCCAUCCACUUACAGAACCGAGUACACCACUACCUGGACUACAACCGAGUCGGAUGGCUCAGUUGAGACCGACUCUGGAAUUGUCUCGGUGAGUGAUACUUCCUCGACUACGAUCACUACUUUCCCACACCCAUCCACUUACAGAACCGAGUACACCACUACCUGGACCACAACCGAGUCGGAUGGUUCAGUUGAGACCGACUCUGGAAUUGUCUCGGUGAGUGAUACUUCCUCGACUACGAUCACCACUUUCCCACACCCAUCCACUUACAGAACCGAGUAUACCACUACCUGGACUACAACCGAGUCUGAUGGCUCAGUUGAGACCGACUCUGGAAUUGUCUCGGUGAGUGAUACUUCCUCGACUACGAUCACCACUUUCCCACACCCAUCCACCUUCAGAACCGAGUACACCACUACCUGGACUACAACCGAGUCGGAUGGUUCAGUUGAGACCGACUCUGGUAUCGUCUCGGUGAGUGAUACCUCGUCGACUACGAUCACCACUUUCCCACACCCAUCCACUUACAGAACCGAGUACACCACUACCUGGACUACAACCGAGUCGGAUGGCUCAGUUGAGACCGACUCUGGAAUUGUCUCGGUGAGUGAUACUUCCUCGACUACGAUCACUACUUUCCCACACCCAUCCACUUACAGAACCGAGUACACCACUACCUGGACCACAACCGAGUCGGAUGGUUCAGUUGAGACCGACUCUGGUAUCGUCUCGGUGAGUGAUACCUCGUCGACUACGAUCACCACUUUCCCACACCCAUCCACCUUCAGAACCGAGUACACCACUACCUGGACCACAACCGAGUCUGAUGGCUCAGUUGAGACCGACUCUGGUAUCGUGUCUGUUUCGGACACCUCGUCGACUACGAUCACCACUUUCCCACACCCAUCCACUUACAGAACCGAGUACACCACUACCUGGACUACAACCGAGUCGGAUGGCUCAGUUGAGACCGACUCUGGUAUCGUCUCGGUGAGUGAUACCUCGUCGACUACGAUCACCACUUUCCCACACCCAUCCACUUACAGAACCGAGUACACCACUACCUGGACUACAACCGAGUCGGAUGGCUCAGUUGAGACCGACUCUGGUAUCGUCUCGGUGAGUGAUACCUCGUCGACUACGAUCACCACUUUCCCACACCCAUCCACUUACAGAACCGAGUAUACCACUACCUGGACUACAACCGAGUCUGAUGGCUCAGUUGAGACCGACUCUGGAAUUGUCUCGGUGAGUGAUACUUCCUCGACUACGAUCACCACUUUCCCACACCCAUCCACCUUCAGAACCGAGUACACCACUACCUGGACUACAACCGAGUCGGAUGGUUCAGUUGAGACCGACUCUGGUAUCGUGUCUGUUUCGGACACCUCGUCGACUACGAUCACCACUUUCCCACACCCAUCCACUUACAGAACCGAGUAUACCACUACCUGGACCACAACCGAGUCGGAUGGUUCAGUUGAGACCGACUCUGGUAUCGUCUCGGUGAGUGAUACCUCGUCGACUACGAUCACCACUUUCCCACACCCAUCCACCUUCAGAACCGAGUACACCACUACCUGGACCACAACCGAGUCGGAUGGCUCAGUUGAGACCGACUCUGGUAUCGUGUCUGUUUCGGACACCUCGUCGACUACCAUCACCACUUUCCCACAUGAGCUGUCUACUGGCCCAAUAGUGUGCAAGAGAGGGGAUAUUGACUGUUCACUGGCUGAAUCAACAUUCAGAACCGAGUACACUACCACUUGGACUACAACCGAGUCGGAUGGUUCAGUUGAGACCGACUCUGGUAUCGUCUCGGUGAGUGAUACCUCGUCGACUACCAUCACCACUUUCCCACACCCAUCCACCUUCAGAACCGAGUACACCACUACCUGGACCACAACCGAGUCUGAUGGCUCAGUUGAAACCGACUCUGGUAACGUGUCUGUUUCGGACACCUCGUCGACUACGAUCACUACUUUCCCACACGCAUCAUCAGGUAGUGAGUCAUCCGCUGUUUCGUCGAGCUCGUUGUCUGCCUACUCAUCGGAGCCAUCCAUCAGCCCAAGCUCGGCUUUCACCACCGAGUUUACCACUACUUGGACUGCUACUCUUUCAGAUGGCUCUGUUGAGACUGACUCUGGAAUCGUUUCGGUGAGUGACACUUCUUCGACUACCAUCACCACCUUCCCACACGCAUCAUCAGGUAGUGAGUCAUCCGCUGUUUCGUCGAGCUCGUUGUCUGCCUACUCAUCGGAGCCAUCCAUCAGCCCAAGCUCGGCUUUCACCACCGAGUUUACCACUACUUGGACUGCUACUCUUUCAGAUGGCUCUGUUGAGACUGACUCUGGAAUCGUUUCGGUGAGUGACACUUCUUCGACUACAAUCACAACCUUCCCACACGCAUCAUCAAGUAGUGAAUCAUCCGCCGCCUCAUCGUCAUUGUCGGGCCUGACCUCCUCAAAGACCUCCUCAUCUGAUCCAAGUUCCGAGUCAUCUUCCCUCAGCCUUUCGUCGGUAUCGGGUCCAAUCUACUCAUCAUCUGUUGACGCUAUUCCUUACUCGUCGGUUUACCAAAAUACCGAAACCUCAAGUAGUACAGGAACUGCUACUGCUGGUUCACUGGAGACAGCUUCAGGCAAGGGUUCGACCACUGCUGAGACCACAGUCACAGGGUCUGGUGCUACUGAAUACACUAGUACUCAGUUGGUUCCUACUAGUCAAAGUGGACACAGUACCACAAGUUCUAUUGGGUCUUCUGCUCCUGGAGUGAGCAAUUAUGCUGCCACCUCAUCUCAAUCAAGCCAAGUUGGCUCGUCGGAGACAUCUAAUGGAUCGGCUUCGGGUGUGGCAUCGAGUUCGACAUCGGGUUUGGCUUCAGGUUUGGUUUCAAGCUCUACUACUGUCGUCACUACUGCAACAUCCACUGUUGUCACCACCUCCAACGGAGUGGUGUACACUGAAGAGAUUACUACAAUUGAGACCGUGACAGUCCCAUGCUCCACAACUGAGAAUCAAGGAAAAGGCGGUGAAGCAACUCCAGGACCAAUCAUCAGCAAUACCAAGAGUGGAGCUAGUGCUUCAAGCUCUACUACUGUCGUCACGACUGCAGCAUCCACUGUUGUCACCACCUCCAACGGAGUGGUGUACACUGAAGAAAUUACUACAAUUGAGACCGUGACAGUCCCAUGCUCCACAACUGAGAAUCAAGGAAAAGGCGGUGAAGCAACUCCAGGACCAAUCAUCAGCAAUACCAAGAGUGGAGCUAGUGCUUCAAGCUCUACUACUGUCGUCACGACUGCAGCAUCCACUGUUGUCACCACCUCCAACGGAGUGGUGUACACUGAAGAGAUUACUACAAUUGAGACCGUGACAGUCCCAUGCUCCACAACUGAGAAUCAAGGAAAAGGCGGUGAAGCAACUCCAGGACCAAUCAUCAGCAAUACCAAGAGUGGAGCUAUUGCUUCAAGCUCUACUACUGUCGUCACUACUGCAACAUCCACUGUUGUCACCACCUCCAAUGGAGUGGUGUACACUGAAGAGAUUACUAAAACCGAGACCUUGACAGUCCCAUGCACUUCCUACAGCUCGGUGGGUAAUUCGGGAACUGGUAAUGUUGCAACUGGAAGUCCUGGUGCAACAGGUGGAGUAACCACACAAAACGGAAAUGGCCAGCAAGAAUCUACUGGUACAAGAACUGAAACAAACUCAGUUGGAGCAGGAAACAGUGGAAAUACAGGCGAAACGACGAAAACCGUUGGUACAGGCUCUAUUGCAACUGGUGGAUCAGCCAAGACCCAAGGUCAGCAGACUGUGAUUUCCGGUGGUCAGCAAUCCCCAGCUACUGCAGCCUCACCUUCAAAUGGCGCUGCUGGUACAAAUACGAGUGGCGCUGCUAGCGGACAAGCCACUGUUGAGACGACAGGUCAGAAAACAGGCAAAGGUUCAGGUGAAACUACCACUCUAGGACAAACAGGUGCUACACCUGGUGUUCAACAUUCGGGUUCAGCCACUACAUUGUCAGCAGAUUCAGUUAAUACGGUAGCUCCUGGUGGAACUCAAGCCACCACCGCUCAAGGCUCUACAGUUGCAGGUGAAAAAACGCAAGCCAGUGCUAGUGCUGGUCAAGGUUCGGGAACUUCUGUGGCUAAUGGUCAAGCUACUGGAGUUGUCUCUGGAACUGCUCAACAUACUGGCUCUACCGGCUCUCAAUCGGGCGCCGGUAAUGGUACUGGAGCACCUCAGCAGUCUCAAGCUGGAACAGUAUCUGAAACUGUUCAACCUACCGGCUCUACUGGUUCUCAAUCGCAAGCUGGUAACGGUGUUGGCUCAGGAGCCCAACCUACCGGCUCUACGGGCUCUACUGGUUCUCAAUCACAAGCUGGUAACGGAGUUGGCUCAGGAGCCCAACCUACCGGCUCUACGGGCUCUACUGGUUCUCAAUCACAAGCUGGUAACGGAGUUGGCUCAGGAGCCCAACCUACUGGCUCUACUGGUUCUCAAUCGCAAGCUGGUAACGGAGUUGGCUCAGGAGCCCAACCUACCGGCUCUACGGGCUCUACUGGUUCUCAAUCACAAGCUGGUAACGGAGUUGGCUCAGGAGCCCAACCUACUGGCUCUACUGGUUCUCAAUCGCAAGCUGGUAACGGUGUUGGCUCAGGAGCCCAACCUACCGGCUCUACGGGCUCUACUGGUUCUCAAUCACAAGCUGGUAACGGAGUUGGCUCAGGAGCCCAACCUACCGGCUCUACGGGCUCUACUGGUUCUCAAUCACAAGCUGGUAACGGAGUUGGCUCAGGAGCCCAACCUACUGGCUCUACUGGUUCUCAAUCGCAAGCUGGUAACGGAGUUGGCUCAGGAGCCCAACCUACUGGCUCUACUGGUUCUCAAUCGCAAGCUGGUAACGGAGUUGCAUCUGCAACAAGAACAGGAUCAGCAUCAAACCCAUCAGGAGUUGCAAACAACAAUCCAAGUUUGUCAUCAUACACUUCGGGAUUCACCACGUCAUCAAUCGGUGCACCAGCACCAGCAUCUGUAUCAUCUGCAUCAUCGUCCAACCCAGCAGUUGUUGUUCCACAAUCUGAAAACUCGUCAUCUAGUUCAUUUAAACUUAACAAGAGGUUUGCUCUUGUUGUUGGGUUGCUUACUACUGUUGUCACUGUUAUUUAA
This is a messenger RNA of Lodderomyces beijingensis, 10547 nucleotides long. NCBI's taxonomy places the organism in Eukaryota, Fungi, Ascomycota, Pichiomycetes, Serinales, Debaryomycetaceae. The record is from the annotation of a GenBank genome assembly.